Messenger RNA from Paramecium sonneborni, 825 nucleotides. The record is from the annotation of a GenBank genome assembly. Lineage: Eukaryota; Ciliophora; Oligohymenophorea; Peniculida; Parameciidae.
AGAAACGAAAUAAAUGGAAAAUAAUAAAAAUUCUCCCCAAAAUUUUUAAUAGAAGCCUUAGAAAGAAUCAAUAAUAAUUUUGACUUUUAAAGUUUUUAUAAGGAUCCAACUAAGUCAGAACACAAUGAUAACGAUAAUGAAUCUGAAUUUUUAAAUAAAAAUAGUCAUGAACCAACUAAUAAUGGAAUUAAGAUAAAAUAAAAGAAAUGGUCAAAAGGAUAAGAUUUUGUAAGUGAAUCAAAGUAAAUAUCAACUUAGAUGAAAUUGUGUAAUGAACAUCCUCCAUUAAUAAAGGUGAAUUAGGUUCAUUAUCAUAAAAUGAGAAGUCUUCUAGAAAAGAUCAAAGAUUAAAAAUUUAAAUGGUCUGAUGAAAUGAAAAUAUUUGUAGAGGAACUUUAAAAGUUUAUUUAAAAUGAUCCAAAAGCAGAAGAACUUAAGCCUAAAAAGAAGAUUAAAAAAUAUAAUGAUUAAAAGGAAUCAUAACAUGAUGAUGAAGAAUCCAUUUAAAGAUCUAAAACUCUCUAAGAUGAAGUUAAAGUUGAAGACAACUCAGCAUAAGAUUUCUUAGAUCAAUUCAAAAUGAAAAUUAAAUAAAUUGAACCUGGAAUUGUAAUGUUUCUUCCAGAAUACUAAAAAAUGGAUCCUUAAUAUAGACAAUAUUACAAAAACUUAGAGAAUAAUUACUUCAAAGAUUUAUAUUAUAAGGUAAGGACCUAAGAAAUAGAGCUAAAUCCAUAAAACAUCUUAAGACUUCUUAGACUUGCAUUUCAGAAUGUGAAUUAUAUGAUUCCUUACAAAGAAGAACAUGAAGCUACUCAGAAAUGA